ACACACACACACACACACACACACACACAAUGGAAUAACACCAUCCUCUGAUCUGCUAGGCUCACAGGUCAUCAAUUGAACAUUGGAAAUUAGCCACUUUAACACGGGCAGGAGAGACCGAGCGCUGACCUCACUGUCUGCUGCUCUGUGGACACUGGACGCAGCACCCUGGAUGAGUUGUGCUAGGGUGUUUUCGAGGGGGGGUGUAUGUGGGUGUGAGUGAGUGUGUGUGUGGGUGUAGAUCCACGGAUUGAAAGUGUGUGUGUGUCUGUGAAUAUGCGUGCGUGAGUGCCUGCUUGUCUGCAUUAGUGUUAUGUGUUGACUCCCAUGCAGCGAUCUCACCAGACUGUCACAAAGACCCGACGGUUUUUGGGCUGCUGUUUGCAUCCUCGUCGCUGCAGUGCUGUGGUGGUGGACGAGGGACCGCCAGGCCAGGCCAGGCCAGCCCCCCCCCCCCCAUCUGGGUCCAGUCAACGAGUAAAGGGGUGUGUUCUGUUCAGUGGGAAGCCCGGACAAGGGGAGCAGGCAGGCAGUGUGACCCACAGUGCCCGCUCGCCCUCUGCUCUCGUCAGCAGGGUUGGAUCAUCAGCCAUGCAGGCCUUCGCUGUGACAAUGCCCCUACUCCGCUAUGCCACAGUCCUGCAGGUGUUCUUUGUUUUGGGAAAGUCCAGCACGGCCAGACCGCCCUGUCAUGACCCCAACCUCACCUGUACGUCUACGCUACAUGGAAAGGAGACUGGGGCUGUGUCUGAGCCCAACACUCAGCCCAUCAUCCGAGCGUUACAAAAGCCCGGAAAUCCAAAAAGCGUGCGUGCAAGACUUAGAGGUCAGGCAGCAGCCGAACAGAAACCCGACAGAUUUCCCAUUCAAACGCAGCAAGUCAACUCACGCAGUGUUCAGGGUUCAGAGGUCAGGGUGACUCUUACAGCUGCUGCUGCUGCUGCUGCUGGAGCCUCUAUCAGUGAUAGAGAUACACCUCCAAGUAGGGAUAAAGACUUGGGAAGAAAAAGGUUUUCACCGAAGGGAGGCAAAGCCCUGAAGCAGAAAGAACAUGGUAGCGGUGCCUCCUAUGAGGCAGAUUCUCUCCUCCCUGCGACUGAUGAGCAGGCUGGAGACGCAAGGCAGCGGCCCUCUCGCUUAAUUACGGAUAAAUCCCAAGCGAAGGACCGGGACCCCGGGGGGGCUGAGGCUCGAGACACAAACACGACGGCAUCACCACAGGCAUCGACCACCCCUCGAGCUCAGAGCCAAGCGAAUGACCCUCCUUCCACCGACGAAGAGGGAUCAACGUUCGCUGAAACGUCUUAUGUGUCGGCUAGUGAGGACCUCGAGACGACCAUCUUUAGCCCCGUCAUCGAGACGGAAACCCCCACGGCUUCAGGCCUUCAGACCUCUGGUACAGGAGGAGACGGGGAGUCAUCCAGUCAGGACACGACUUCCUCUAGUGGGCCAGAGGGCUUUCAGAUGGCAACUCAAGACACUCAGCUCUACGGCCCAACCAGCGAAUCAGGGUUGUAUGUCUCCUUAAAGGCGGGAACAGGGAACGAGGGUAGCGCUGGGGAGCCGAAGCAGCCCGAGGUGACGCAGGUGGAAACACUCGAAGCACCUUCACCUACGACGUCCUCUGGAGAGGGAGAGCCCAUCUCGGGGGAUGAGAAGGAAAGAGGUAGGGCCUCGGAUGUACAAACUGGAGCACUGGAUGGUGGGAUGGACGGGAUGGAUCUGAUGCCAGAGGGAUCUGAGGUGGAUGAACUCGUGCCGCGUGUGAACGUAGAGUACGCGUCUUGUCCAACCGAGAGAGCUGUCGCGUCUUCUCAUGGUGAGGCACCGAGUGGGGAGGACGUGGAUGGAGGCAUCGGUCUGGAUGCACAGACGGGGAUGAGCGCAGCAGAGGUAGGCCAUGACAAGGUGCUCGAGGUGGGUCCCGACGAGGCCACACCGCCCGACUGGUCCGGCGGCAGACGUGGAACCGAGGGAGAGACGGAGGCAGGUAUCCACGACGAGAAAGGUGAAGCAACGCAAUUAGAUUUAGAGGAAGAGAUACGGUUGGAAAGAGGGAUGGUACCAGGAGAGGAUUUUGACGACAUAGAUAUAGACCAUGAUUCAGCCCUCGAUGGCAACGCCAGGCAUCUUGUAGAAGCUGAAGGCACCAGGAUGUCUACGGUCCAGCUAGACUCCAGACAUCUGCAGCAGCAGGACAAGGCUGCAAACCACACUUAUCACCACACAACAUACAGUCCUGGGAUCAGAGGCCAGAGGGGACAUCAGGGCCUGCCUGGGUUACCUGGACUUGCUGGACCUAAAGGAGACAAAGGCUAUGAAGGAGGGAUGGGCAGGACGGGGAGGACUGGCUACAGAGGCCCCGUCGGCCCUCCCGGGAUGCCCGCCAUUGUGGUGUUCAAAACGUCUGAAGAAGAGUGGCAGGCCUUCAAGAAAAAGAAGUUCUACAAGAAGCUGGUUUCAUCUUGGCCGAAAGUGAAGGGGCGUCUCGGGCCCCCAGGACCUGCUGAUGACAAAGGACCAAUUGGGCCGCCUGGCAUCACUGGCAAACAAGGAAGGAAAGGAGACCCAGGGAAAAUCGGAGGGCCAGGGCCACAGGGGUUGCCAGGGCCCCAGGGAAGAGCUGGCGCAGAGGGGAUCCCCGGACAAAAUGCAGAGGCUGGCACUCCCGGCCUUGCAGGAGAACAGGGCCCCCAAGGAUACAGUGGAGAGAAGGGGGCCAACGGGGAGCUGGCUGAGAGGGGUUAUCAAGGAGAGCCGGGCCCACAGGGAAACAGGGGACCUAAAGGAGAAAAGGGAAGCAAAGGAAGCAGCGGCCUCAUUGGGAUUACAGGAUACAUUGGGAUACCUGGGGGUAGAGGCCCAACCGGGUUCCCAGGACCAUCAGGACCUCUGGGAGAUAUCGGAGCGAUUGGGUUUGCUGGAUCUCCUGGCCCACCGGGGAAACUCGGGCCAAAGGGAGCAAAAGGUGUCCCAGGAGUCAAUGGUGCUCCGGGUCAGCCGGGAGCGCUGGGCAUCAGGGGAUAUGCUGGACCUCAGGGAAAGGCCGGUUCUGACGGGGCGGUCGGGUUCCCAGGUGUCCGCGGCCCGCAGGGAAACCCAGGGCCGGACGGUCCAUUGGGUCCAAAGGGAGACCCUGGGGGUCUGGGCAAUGAGGGUUCAAUAGGGGAACCGGGCAUAUCAGGAGCCAAUGGAGCCAAUGGGAAGGCAGGAAUCCCUGGACCCUCAGGUGAUCCUGGAGCCAAAGCCAAUCGGGGUGAAAAGGGUGAAACAGGUUUCCAGGGAGACAUUGGCCCCCCAGGACCUCCAGGUAAACGCAGGUUCAAGGGCCUUAGUGGACCCCCCGGGUUGGAGGGCGUGACCGGACCCCCAGGACCAACGGGUCUACCCGGACUAAGUGGGGUGGACGGGAUCAUUGGCGAACAGGGAAAACAAGGAGACGAUGGACUGAAGGGAAAUCGCGGUCCAACAGGAGUUCAAGGGAAUCCAGGCCCUAGAGGCAAAAAGGGUCGAGAGGGACGAGUGGGCUUUUCUGGGCUGCUUGGUCCAUUCGGCGAGAUGGGGAAGUCUGGAGAGCUCGGUUCUGAAGGGGAACUUGGUAUUAAGGGAAGGCAUGGGAUCCCAGGUGUGACAGGAGCUAAGGGCCACAAGGGCCUGCAAGGUCACCUGGGAUUGAAGGGACAAGAUGGUGUCCAUGGAACACCGGGAGCGAUUGGGAUGAACGGUAUCAACGGAGAUAGUGGACCUCCUGGACACAGGGGAAUACCUGGGAAAACAGGAGGUCCUGGUGUCCAAGGCCUAGUUGGAAAGAGUGGAGAUGUAGGGGCCAGAGGAAUGCUGGCAAAGCCAGGAAAGCCAGGAAUUAGAGGGGUUAAAGGCAAAGAAGGACUGAAAGCUCUUCCAGGGACUCCCGGAGUAAAGGGAGGCAGAGGAGAAGAUGGGCCCAUUGGAAAACCAGGCCCAACAGGUGAGAUUGGCAUACCUGGUCCAAGAGGAUAUACAGGAGCUUCUGGCAUCCAGGGCAACAUUGGCCCCUGGGGGGACCUUGGUCUCCGCGGACCCCCAGGUGACGCGGGCCCUUUAGGGCCAGUCGGGCCCCGUGGGGUCACAGGUUACCCAGGAAAAGAUGGGCCCCAAGGCCCGACGGGCCCCUCAGGUUUGAAAGGCGAUAAGGGAUCUUUAGGGUCCGGGGGUCAGAAGGGGGUUGCCGGUGUCGAUGGUGAGGAGGGCCCAAUUGGAACGAGGGGAGUCGAGGGCACGUCAGGGCAGAGAGGGAGUGCUGGUGAGAAAGGGACGGUUGGCCCUGCAGGAGAAAAGGGAACGAGGGGACUUCAGGGAGAUGAAGGAAACCGUGGGCUUCAGAGGCCAAAAGGGCCGCCAGGAAAAGAGGGCAACAGUGGAGUAACGGGAGGCAGAGGUAGCCAGGGCGUUCCAGGACUGAAGGGUUCGCUCGGUGUGAGGGGACCCCCUGGCCCCCCCGGUCGGUACGGACCAGGGGGAGACACCGGAGUGGGAGGAGCCAAAGGAGAGAAGGGCCUCCAUGGACACACUGGCCCGCCGGGUAGUCUUGGUUUCCAGGGACCCAUUGGGCCAUCAGCACCAGGCUUGCCUGGUGAUAGAGGAACAGAUGGGAAAUCAGGACUCGAUGGGCCGAAGGGAGAAAAUGGCGAACAGGGCUGGCUUGGCCAUCCAGGCAUCAAGGGAGCGAUGGGAAGUAGAGGUCAAACGGGGGCAAAGGGAGAGGAGGGAACACGUGGGGUAUCUGGUUCACUGGGGAAGUUGGGGUUCACUGGCUCUCCAGGGGGCAAAGGUCAUCCAGGGCCUAGCGGUCCGCCAGGUCAUCAAGGAAGUAAAGGAUUACAGGGAACAAAGGGGAAAAGUAGCCGGAAUGGGCACAGAGGAAGCAAAGGUGGUCCAGGGAAGUCUGGAGCUCAUGGCCCCAAAGGGAGUUCUGGCCCCGAAGGAAGACAUGGAAAGCCUGGCCUUAGUGGUUUGGAUGGCUUACUAGGAGUGGAGGGAAAUGAAGGCUAUACGGGUAGAACCGGGUUCAUUGGAGCUCCUGGAUCACCGGGGUUGACUGGCAAAAUGGGAUCACCUGGGCAACCUGGCAUCACAGGGAACAGUGGUUCACCAGGGUUUAAGGGUUAUUCUGGACCAAAGGGGGACCGCGGGCUUCCUGGACCAAUGGGCCCGCAGGGUAUUCCUGGACUCAGGGGAGAAAAGGGGGAGAUCAGAAACGCCGGCAAAAAGGGUCUCCCAGGUGAUGGAGGUUUAAAAGGACCAAUCGGACCACAGGGGCCAAAAGGGGACCACGGAUUACAGGGACAUAAUGGUCGAAGAGGUCUGAAAGGAAUGGAGGGAUAUACCGGCCUGGAUGGUCCACCUGGGAAAGAAGGAUUCCAAGGAACACCUGGUCUCCUUGGAAAGAAGGGAGUGAACGGUGUACAAGGAAACAGAGGACCGAAAGGUGUGAGGGGCAAACUUGGACUACCGGGUAAACCAGGUAAACCAGGCAAGCCAAGGCCCAGGAAAAGACCUCCAGCACCGCCAAGACAAAGCACAAGGCCUGGGUUAAGACCCAGAACAAGAGAUACCUUAAGACCUGCGUUGACCCGGAAUCCGAAACAAAAGAUAAAACCCAAACUCACACCACGAAGAAGAGGAAGACAAAAACAGUCUAGGUCAUUAUCCAGGAGAGCUCCUGAGGAUUACGAGGAAUUCUUCAGCUGGCCUCAAGGGACACAGAGCAACCCUGGCACCACCUGUUAUGAGCUAGGACUCAUCUACCCUGAUCUCAAUGAUGGUAACUUCUACAUGGAUCCUAACCAGGGCUGUCCUUUUGACGCUGUGCUGGUGUUCUGUAACUUCACAGCAGGGGGAUCAACCUGUAUUAACCCUCAUCCGCCACAGAUUACAGGGAGCUGGGAACCAGACAUUUUAAAAAGGACACCAACCAUGCAUUGGAUGACUGAUCAGCAAAGUUUCAAAACGGUUGAGUAUGCAGGCCUGGGUGUAGUCCAGCUGAGGUUUCUACAGUUACACAGUCUCACGUCCUUCCAGAGUGUGACCAUCCGUUGUCCCACCAAUCACUCCAGCAGAGCGUACAUACCUGAUUCAGCCAAUAUCCUUGUCCACUUGCUGGGAGACUCUGGGACGGAAAUUGGUUCGAACCUCAUUACAAUAUCCAGGGACGACUGUGAGGUCAAUUUACUGGUGAGGGUUAUGGGAAGUGCAGACCUCCACAGAGGUGAUAUGAAGCUACUUCCUGUCCAAAGUGUUGGUGUGGACGUCCCAGGGCUUUCCUCCCAGCUUCCUGAGAUAACUGCUGUCCUGGGACCCCUCUGCUUCCUAUAGUGUUUGUUUGUGUGUGUGUGUGUGUGUGUGUGUGUGUGUGUGUGUGUGUGUGUGUGUGUGUGUGUGUGUGUGUGUGUGUGUGUGUGUGUGUGUGUGUGUGUGUGUGUGUGUGUGUGUGUGUGUGUGUGUGUGUGUGUGUAUUAUGUAAAUAACUAUUGUUCGUUGUUUUUUUUUGCAUUAACAUGAAUAGUAUUAUUUCAAUUCAUCCUGUAUUACAUCUUUGUAUAAUUGUUUCAGUGUAUAAAUCUUAAUUGAGUGUGAUUAUUGAAUGGAUUGUUCAUUGUUUCAUUGUUACAAAGAUUCCCUGUAAUUUGAAUUAUAUGUUUAUGUUGGGUAACACUGCCUUUUGGGAUGAAACAUAUGUAGUGAUGUUAUUUACUUUGCACUUGCCAUAAUAUAACAAAGGUAUUUGUUAUUUUUCAAUAUCUCUUGAUUGUUUUUUACAGACAUAAACCAUUGGCCAUGAGGUUGACACUG
Messenger RNA from Gadus macrocephalus (Pacific cod), 6831 nucleotides. RefSeq names its product collagen alpha-1(I) chain. The transcript has 64 exons. The record is from RefSeq and is a predicted model, not a curated record. Bases 328 to 6354 code for a protein of 2008 amino acids. NCBI's taxonomy places the organism in Eukaryota, Metazoa, Chordata, Actinopteri, Gadiformes, Gadidae. Gene Ontology annotation, molecular function: extracellular matrix structural constituent.